Molecule: messenger RNA, 825 nt
Organism: Anopheles cruzii
Lineage: Eukaryota; Metazoa; Arthropoda; Insecta; Diptera; Culicidae
Product: G-patch domain and KOW motifs-containing protein
Exons: 3
Coding region: 1-825 (274 amino acids)
Biological process (GO): mRNA splicing, via spliceosome
Cellular component (GO): spliceosomal complex
Source: RefSeq, a predicted model, not a curated record
AUGGACGAGAAAAAGGUAAGUUUCGGCUUUGCUAAACACCACAAAAAGCCUUCUUUACUGGCCGGUCCGGCGUCGAGCGUUUCGCUGAAGAAGGACGACUCGAGACAGAUGAUUGAUUAUGUGGAGGACCAAUCAAUAAAAACCAUUGGGGAAACUGAGAAAGAACCAGCACCGUUGGUGAUACCGUUGCGAGAGCAGGAUAAAACAACGAUUCCGGAUCGGUUGGCGGAAGUGCUCGCUAUAAAGAAAAUGAAACACGAGAAGCUGAACAACGGACAGCAGCUUUCGGUCAGUACCGAUGAUACGAAUGGAGAGAGCAAGAAGGAUAUGAAAGUGAAACUUGAACCACCGGAGCGUGGAGUGAAUGUUGUGCACGAACCACCCAAAAAUGAAACGCUCGAGCAGCGGGCCACACGAGAGAUCCUGGAAGACAUACAGCAAACGAAUGUGAAAAGCGAACAGUCCAGCAACUUUGUAGUGCCACUGUUACCGGAAGAUCUUCCGCUCGAUGGUGCGCGCGAAAGUUCGAUGGAGGACUACGAGUCGGUGCCGAUCGCAAAGUUUGGCCUGGCGAUGCUGCGCGGCAUGGGCUUGAAGGAUCCGGAUCCGAAAAAAGUGGACCCGAAAGCGGGUGGUCUCGAUUUGGGGCCCGUGAUGCGCCCCAAGGGUCUCGGGCUGGGUGCUGAUCGUGCGAUGAAAGAGAAACCCAUCAAUGCGCAUUUGAUACCCCCGGCGCAAGGCGAAACGCUGACCAUGAAGUGCGGUGCCCAGGUGAAGGUGUUGGCCGGCAAAUAUGAGGACGCUUACGGAACGCGGACCCUCUAA